CUGGAUACAGCCAGAACUAUGACCUCGUCCUACAACGCCGUUAACAAGGCCUAGCGGGAUUUCUCAAUUCGUACAAUCUUUGGCGAGAUCUUUAUCGCAGGACGCUUGCUGAGAAAAAAAACCACACUUUGCAUACUUUCAUCAUUAACCGCAGUGUUUUCGAACGACCGAUAUGUCAGUUCAGCCGCCUGCUGACAUAUCUGAUUGGGAAAUUCUCCCAACAGCUGGGAAGAAAUUGAUGUGUGCGAUCAGUGAAGAAGAUAAACACGAUGAAGAGGGCUCGAUUUGCCUGGUUUAUGAAGAUAUUCAAAGCAUGCCCAAUGAAGAGAGCACGACCCGCUCUAUUAGUCAAGAUCAAAAAGUCGAUCUCCCUAUCUGUUCGAUCGUUGUCCAAAAUAGUAGCAAUAAUAUCAAGAAUGAGGCACUGCUUUCCGAUGAAAAUCAGGCUCCAAAUCACAAAUCGUGCAAGGCAUCGCUGUCGCCAGCAGAGAGGUCUUCCCUGGGACUUGCUCUAUUAUGUGCUAUCAAGGAUGGAAAUGAGAUGCACGCGAUUGAUAUGCUUGAAAGAGGAGCAGAUCCAAAUGUGAGAGAUGACUAUGGAUUUGCGCUCACACAGGCUAUUCGAGGCGGACAUUGGAAUCUUGUGAGGAAGAUGCUGGAAAAGAAAGCCAACCUAGACGUGAGAGACAACUAUGGAUACGCACUCACACAACUUAUAAGAAAAGGCCACGAAACGUUGGGGAUUGACAUGGUUGAACGAGGAGCCAAUCCAAACGUGGAAGAUAACUAUGGAUG
This is a messenger RNA of Verruconis gallopava, 795 nucleotides long. RefSeq lists its product as uncharacterized. The annotation marks the transcript as partial. NCBI's taxonomy places the organism in Eukaryota, Fungi, Ascomycota, Dothideomycetes, Venturiales, Sympoventuriaceae. The transcript has a single exon. Gene Ontology annotation, molecular function: protein binding. The record is from RefSeq and is a predicted model, not a curated record.